AUGGCACUAGGUAAAAACAGACCAGUCAUGGAAUUUGGUGAAAGACUCGAGGCUAACCGGCUAUUGAUAAACCUGGGCUAUCUCCUAAAUAAUACACUAAGCGGUCAAAGAUUCCAGCACAGAUACGAGUGCCACUUCCGCCUAGCGUUUACUUCCCCAUUGCGUGAGGGUGUUUUAAUCGUUGGGGCGCCCGGGCCUGCGAGGUUGCCAGUAAAUGCCAGGCGGAUGCUUACAGCCAAAGACUUGAACGACAUCCGCCUUCACUGGCCAAGAUCUAUUGGUAUCAGAAUUCUCAACUGCAGCCCUGGAAGCCCGCCUGGGACAAGAUCCAGACCCAUGUUCACAUCCGGAGAGGAAAGCAACGUCGAACCGCAGAAACAGCAGAAGCAAGAGGAGGUCAUAGUACUGGACGAUGACUCUGACGAGGCUCCAGUUGUUGACCUGACAGAGGAAGGCUGA
Molecule: messenger RNA, 459 nt
Organism: Nannizzia gypsea CBS 118893
Lineage: Eukaryota; Fungi; Ascomycota; Eurotiomycetes; Onygenales; Arthrodermataceae
Exons: 3
Coding region: 1-459 (152 amino acids)
Source: RefSeq, a predicted model, not a curated record